Alternaria rosae is the source of this 940-nucleotide messenger RNA. RefSeq lists its product as uncharacterized. Lineage: Eukaryota; Fungi; Ascomycota; Dothideomycetes; Pleosporales; Pleosporaceae. Gene Ontology annotation, molecular function: DNA-binding transcription factor activity, RNA polymerase II-specific; zinc ion binding. Gene Ontology annotation, biological process: regulation of DNA-templated transcription. The record is from RefSeq and is a predicted model, not a curated record. The transcript has a single exon. The coding region runs from base 185 to 760 and encodes 191 amino acids.
UUCCAAUGAACAUCGAGAUCUUCGAGGCCUGGCCUUUCCGCAGCAUCGAUAUUCCAAAAUUCGAUCCUUAAAAGAUGGAUGACCGGAAUUCUGGGCCCACCGUGAUCGUAUUUAUCAUUCCCAGCCUUCUCCUUUGAGGUUUUCUUCUGGGUUGCCCCUUCCUGCUUUUUCCCCCCUCGAGGCCAUGCGUCCCCUCAGACCACUCCUCCCGUCUGCUGUUCGCCCGCGCAACGAACCACUCCCUCCUUUACCCCGUGAUCGCGUCGCUUCCGCUUGCGAUCAAUGUCGCGCGAGGAAGAUUAAAUGCAACGGCGAACGACCAGUCUGUAUCGAAUGCGUCAAGCGGACAACGUCCUGCCAUUACGCUACCCGGUCGUCGGAAACACAGGGCCAGGCACUAAAACGGAAAUACGAUGCCUUGGAAGCCGAGAACGAAGCCUAUGUCGAACUGUUCAAGUUGAUCCGAGCGAGCUCAGACAGCGAGUCUUAUGAGCUGCUGAGGAGGGUCAGGAAAGGGCAUGAUGUUGAGGCUGUGUUGAGGGAGAUUAAAGAGGCGGACCUGCUUAUCCAGCUCAAUCCGAAGCCGGAGACGCGAGUUCAGAUUACAUUGCCCAGUUUGGCGAGUAUCAUGUCGAGGCGCAUGUCUAUGCCGGAUAAUCCGUACUUUGCGUUGGCGGCGACAAGUCAGGCGUCGUCGAAUACGGGACAUGGGUCUUCGCCGGAUAAUCCGGCGGCUCAGUAUCCGAGUCCGCCUGCCUAGUCGUCCUUGGCUGUCAUUCGGAAGGGAACUUCUUUAGGAAUCGCGGAAGACGAGCCUAGCAAUGAUCGCUAACAUAGCUGUUAUGCUACCCCCCAGCUUCCUAAGCUCUGGUUGUCAAGAGGACAAUGCUCGUUUCUGUCUUCGCAGAGAAACAGGGAGUUAUUAGACUCGUAGGUCUUG